AUGUUAAUAAAAGUUAAUUUCUGUAAAAAUACAAGCUUGAAAAGGAUUUUAGAGCAUAUAUUAUAUCUUGUAAUAAUUUUUAUUUUAGUACCAGUAUUUCUAUACUUUGAACUCUGUGUUGUGCUACCUGCUAUACUAGAAGAAUGGAGUGUACCUUAUGUGAUUCAUUACUGCUGUGCAAUUUUUUUACUACUUAAUAUAGUUGGAAAUAUGAUUUUUGGAAUGUUUACUGAUACAAGUGUUAAGGGAAAAGUUUCUCUUUUCGUUGACAAAGAAGACUGGACAAUGUGUGCUGCAUGUGAAUUCCCAAGACCACCCCGUGCAUGGCAUUGUGAUACUUGUAAUGUAUGUAUUUUAAAAAGGGAUCAUCAUUGUACAUUUUUUGCUUGUUGUAUUGGUUAUUACAAUCAUAGAUAUUUUAUGUUGUUUACAUUAGAUAUUUUUGUAGCAAUGUUAUAUGCAUUUUACUUUAAUGUACAAUUUCUAGCACAUUUCAUAUCUUGGAACCAUGGCUUUAUCAUUAUUAAGUUCAUAUUUCCAUUAGCAAGUUUUGUUUUAGAUUUCGGCACAGAGACUAUAUAUGUAUUUUUAGUUGUGCUAAAUUUUAUUGUAGGAUUAUUUACUGGAUUUUUAUUCAUCUACCAUUUUAACAACAUUUUAAAAGGAAAAAUUACUCCAGAAAAUAAAAAUGAUUCUAAAUCUAUGUAUGAUAAAGGCUGGAAAUCUAAUUUAAUUGAAGUAUUUGGUUCGCGAUGGUACGUAACUUGGAUUUCACCAUUUAUUCACAGUCCACUACCUGGAAAUGGGGUACAAUGGAUUGUGCUAGAUAAAAAUAAAUAG
Parnassius mnemosyne (clouded apollo) is the source of this 840-nucleotide messenger RNA. The record is from the annotation of a GenBank genome assembly. NCBI's taxonomy places the organism in Eukaryota, Metazoa, Arthropoda, Insecta, Lepidoptera, Papilionidae.